This is a messenger RNA of Aspergillus oryzae RIB40, 531 nucleotides long. RefSeq lists its product as uncharacterized. Gene Ontology annotation, molecular function: pyridoxal phosphate binding; carbon-carbon lyase activity. The record is from RefSeq and is a predicted model, not a curated record. Gene Ontology annotation, biological process: carboxylic acid metabolic process. The coding region runs from base 1 to 531 and encodes 176 amino acids. The transcript has 3 exons. Lineage: Eukaryota; Fungi; Ascomycota; Eurotiomycetes; Eurotiales; Aspergillaceae.
AUGCAUAAGUGGCUACUUGUCAACUUCGAUGCAAGUUGUUGUUUUGUGCGCAAUAGAAAAGAUCUUGCAGAAGCACUCGAGGUGAAUCCUUCCUAUCUGCGCAACAAUGUUUCCAAUACCGGCACCGUGGUGGAUCACCGCAACUGGCAGAUACCACUAGGGCGUCGGCUUCGCUCCCUGAAAGUAUGUGGGUUGAGAGCACACAUUCACAACGGAAUUCAGGUAGGGAUUGAAUUUGCCGAACUGUUGCGUAGCCGACUCGACCUGUCUGAUAUUAUUAUCCAGCCAGCAUUUGCUCUGACGGUCUUCCGCCUCUUGCCAACUAGUCAGUCAUCAGAACUAGAUUCCAAGGCUAGAAAGGUCUACGAAACCAUACACCAACAGGGUGACUUUUUCUUGACAUCGGCAGUGGUGGACCAUGUCUAUGCUAUACGUGUAGUCAAUGCCAACCAGGCAGCUCAUGUGGAACAUGUUACAAAGGUUUUCGAGUUGUUGGUGACGUUAGCAGAAAGCUUUACUAUGUCCGAAUAG